AUGGAUAAUACUAGCGUAAAUCAUAUUGAUAACAAUGGAAAUGACGAAGUUAAACAUGGAUACGACUACGUUCGGAAUUUGAAUUCCGGUGAUGAUGAAGAUGAUCAAAGCGUGUCGAUUGUCGAGAGUUCAGAAGGAAUAAAGUUUUUUACCCCAAAGGUUGAUGACACGCUUAAGCCAAAGACCAACGCACAAUAUGCAUCUAUAAAUGAGGUUGAAAAGAUGUACAAGACUUACGCGGACAAUGCCGGCUUUGAUGUUCGUGUUCAUGCAAAAAAAAAAAAAAAAACGAACAAGCACGACGAUAUUCAAACUAGGUGGUUGGUCUGUAGCAGGCAGGGAACCCCAAGAAAAAAAGAUUUUGAUUCGUUGGAUAUGCAUGCGGGUGAGAGGAGAUACCGCAAUACAAACAUCAAACGUUCUGGGUGUAAUGCAUGUCUAAAAAUACAUUUGAAGAAGGAUAGGGCUUGUUACGAGAUAUAUGAGUUUGUUGAGGCACAUAACCAUGCAUUGUUCGAUAUUAAUUUUCGUCGUUUCUCUCGGAAGAAUAGACAGAUGAAGUAUACAGACUUCAAAAMUGUACUAAAUAGCUCGAGUUACAAAGUUGGUGCGAGAAGGGCUCACCGUAUUCAAACCGCAUUGAACGGGGGAUUUGAACAUACGCGAGUUUCCAAAAUCGACUUCAAGAAUUUUAAGAGGGAUGCUGUUGCUUGUGUUGGGAAUAAGGACACGAAUAUGUUGAUCAAUAAAUUAUCAAACAGACGGGAUAUUGUCCCCCAUAUGAACAGGCAUACAAUGAUCUUCGUUCCCUUCUUGGCUGUUGACGACCAUAAGGCGUCCGUUGUUGUCGAAUCCGCUCUAAUAAGCGGCAAGACAAUUGAUAACUUUUCAUGGAUUCUAAAGGCUUUUCUAAAAUGUCAUGAUAAGCAACCUUUGUUCGUGAUUACAGACCAAUGUUCGACGAUGAAACAGGCUAUCCAGAUGGUUAGUGCCGCACUAAAUCAUGAUCCUAGCUUCAAUAAAGUUAUCAAUAAGCUCGUAUGGAACAUACAUAUUGGGCCAACGGAGUUCGAGACUCGGUUGGCAUGA
Molecule: messenger RNA, 1089 nt
Organism: Cynara cardunculus var. scolymus (artichoke)
Lineage: Eukaryota; Viridiplantae; Streptophyta; Magnoliopsida; Asterales; Asteraceae
Product: protein FAR1-RELATED SEQUENCE 2-like
Exons: 4
Coding region: 1-1089 (362 amino acids)
Biological process (GO): regulation of DNA-templated transcription
Source: RefSeq, a predicted model, not a curated record